AUGCCGAAAGUGCAACGCUCGCCUACGAAAACCAAUAACGCAGACAUUCAACGGGUUUUAUCGAACCCAAAUGUUGCAGAGGAUAGUCAAAGUGAACCUGAGUGUCCAAAAGUCACCUCGAGAUCUAAACGAAAGCCGACCGCUCAAUCGGAGUCAAACCAGCAGUCUUUAGAGGAAAGGAUUAUGGAUCUUCUUGCUUCGUGGAAAAAAGAUCAGGACGCCUCCUUUGCCAAAUUAACGUCAGAUAUCGCAGUUGUUAAACAACAGAACAAGGAUAUAAAAAAAACAAAUCAUGAUAUUGAAAAAUCUCUCGAAUUCCUAAAUCAGAGCUUUGAAAAUAUGAAGAUAACUAUACAAAAAAUGGAGAAGGAACGGACGGAAAUUCAAAAUCAUGUUAUUGAGUUAGAAAAAAAGAUAGAAGAUCUGCAGCGCUUUUCACGAUCAUCCACCCUGGAAAUAAGAAACAUGCCCUCAAAGAAUAGCGAAACCUCUGAGGAGCUGAUCAACACCGUCAACAGAACUUUUGAGGCAAUCCAAUUGUCUGUGAGCCAAGAUGAACUUCGGGACGUCUACCGUCUGCCUUGCAAGAACGAUCAGAACAGAACCAUUGUGGUGGAAUUUAGAACUGUCUUUCUAAAAAAUAAAGUUUUGGAAGCCACUCGAAAGUUUAAUAAAGGACGCAGCCCAGCUGAUAAACUGAACACGGAGCAGAUUGGCCUGGAUGGAAGGAGGACCCCCAUCUUCAUUGCAGAACACCUACCUGGCAGCAUGAGGCAGUUAUUUUUUGAGGCACGACAGUUCGCUAAAACGUAUAACUUCAAGUACUGUUGGACUCAGAAUGGUAGGAUUUUUCUGCGUGAGGAGGACGGUGUUAAAUCGAUCGUUGUUGGUUCCAUGGCGUUUCUUAAGCAAUUGCGAGAGCCUAAAUAG
This is a messenger RNA of Ostrinia furnacalis (Asian corn borer), 930 nucleotides long. RefSeq lists its product as uncharacterized. The transcript has a single exon. The record is from RefSeq and is a predicted model, not a curated record. NCBI's taxonomy places the organism in Eukaryota, Metazoa, Arthropoda, Insecta, Lepidoptera, Crambidae. The coding region runs from base 1 to 930 and encodes 309 amino acids.